AUGUCAAAAAAUCUCAAUAACAAUUCAGUUAACAAUGCUUUUGGUAAAGAACCUUCUGUGCGAAGGCCACCAAGAAAUACCAAUGAUAUAAGAAUGAUAAUGUUGCAACACUUACAGAGAACAGUAAGCAAUCAAAGACCACUAGCAUCAAAGAGAGCUUGGUUGGAUCUUGAAGGUAGUUCAUCAGGUAGAACUCGUAACAUUCAUGAUGUGUAUGAGAAACUUGAUAUCAUGAAUGUCUUAAAUACUGUUUUGAAGAACACAUCUUCUGAGAAAGCUGAAGCCACUGCUAGUAAUGCAGUUGAGCAAGACAUGUUGCCUGAACGUCAACCAAUAUUGAAUUUAAAGAAAUUGUAUGAUCAAUACAAUAUCAAUGAAAAUAAAAACAGGGAGGGAAACAGAUCUGUUCUGAAGUCUGUGACUGAUUACCUUUGCCGUCAAGAAGAGGGAAAAAAGAUGGACUUGCCAACUUUUCGAACUAAGAUUGUGCAGCAUAUUGGCAACAGAAAGUUGCAAGAAAAAAAAACAGGAGAAAAGAAGCAGGAAGAGAAUCGAUGGGCCUGUCUUUCCAAUCAGGCACACUUUGUGAACAGCUUUAGGGAGAAUGUUGACAGUAUUCUCUAUGCUGGUUACAUGUCAGACCUUGAGAGUGAUGAUGAAAGAGAAGAAGAGAAACAGGAUUCGUCUUCAGAAAAGAGUUUUUUUUGGAGAUUCCGCCCAAGCUGGAGAAGCAAAGGGGGAGAUAGAUUUGUUGAUGAACUUGAUGUGGAUUAUGAGGCAGCUCAUGAUAAGAAAAAUAAUACCUGUUCAUUUAAGCAUAAAUUUAAAGAAAUAAGAGAUAAGCAGCUUAGCAAGACCAAGGCAAACAAGCUGCCAUCAUGGUCAAAGAAACAAUAA
Molecule: messenger RNA, 897 nt
Organism: Phycomyces blakesleeanus NRRL 1555(-)
Lineage: Eukaryota; Fungi; Mucoromycota; Mucoromycetes; Mucorales; Phycomycetaceae
Exons: 5
Coding region: 1-897 (298 amino acids)
Source: RefSeq, a predicted model, not a curated record